GUCAAAGCAGAUUCGCUGGAAUCUCCGUGAUGAUCAGCCCCCGGACUCUCUCCUGCUCUUGGAGUUAAGUCUCAAACUCUGAUCGCCGAUCGGGAUUUCCUGCCUCACAUGGCUCAGCGGCGAGGUGUGUGGAGGGAAACCCUGCUACAUUUCCACUCGGAUUCCCCUUUGCACCAUGUGGAUACCUGGGCGUGGAAGUAGUGGAUCUGCGUAGGACGCACGGGUCAGAAGGGACAGUGAGGCGGCGGCGGCGCACACUUUCACCAGGCAGAGAGACUCAACUGCUAAGCAGAGCCCACAGUGAUCUGAAGACAGACAUAGAGGUCGGAAACCGUGGCCACAAAAGGCAGCAUUUGUGUCGGGACACUCAGGUUAAUGUGAACCUAUGUCUUUCCAGUCAAGUGUCCAUCCUUAAGUCUCCAGGAGCCAUGCACGGAGCCCGCGUCUGCGUUGUCAGAGUUUGUGUGCUGCUGCUAUUUCUCUGGUCAGACUCUCUGGACUGCCAACCCACAGCCGAUCACAGGAAGGUUCAUCAGAGGCCAGAGCCCCAACAGGAGGUCAGAGCUGAGCAUGGAGAAGUGCACGGCUCCUGGGGCACCUGGGGUUCAUGGUCAAUCUGCUCCCGCACCUGUGGAGGCGGCGUACAAGAGCAGAGCAGGCCAUGUCUGCCUGUUUACUCUCCCUCCCAGUAUCCCUCAAGAAGUCACGGAGGUCAUCCCCAGCACCCGGGUCUUGUCAUCUCAGCCAUGAAGCCAUCAGUGUCUCAGCACCACAACACGGGCAGACCUUCCAACAACAGCAGCCGUCGCAGCGAGCCGAGGAGAGAGCCGCGACCAGGAGGACGAAGGAGGUUCAGUCAAAUCACCCCAGGGAGGUACGGCUACGGGAGAGCACCUUAUGUUGCUCCGCUGCAGACGGACACAGGCCGACAGAGACAGAGACGCUCUGCUGCUGCUGCUGCUGCUGCUGUUGCUGCUGCUGCAAACCACCCCACUGCUAGAGGUCACGCUGGCCAGAGGUCAAACAACCUGGACCCCACAAACAACCUCCAUCGCAACAGCAUACCCUACAUGCGUCCCAGGGCACAGCAAUCCACAAAUAACCAGGUCUGGGCCCCCCUCUACCAGCCUGGUUCAGCCAAGCAGACUGAGGAGCAGGAGCUGCACUCGGGCAGACAGACCUCUGGGUCCCAGCAGCAGCAGCAGCAUCAUCAGAGACCAUAUAACCCCUUACCUACUUCUUUCUGUACAGGCGAACAUUCUCACUACAGCAUCUGCAACAGUGACGCCUGUCCUUCAUCCAGCAGACACUUCAGGGCUGUUCAGUGCUUCUCUCACAAUAACCGACCUUUCAUGGGCAGAAUGUACGAGUGGGAGCCUUUCAAUGAGGUUCCUGUGGAUCAACACUGUGAACUCAACUGUCGGGCCAUAGGGUUCAGGUUCUACGUGCGGCAGUCGGACAGAGUGAUAGAUGGGACGCCAUGUGGACUGAAUGAUACCUCUUUGUGUGUGGCAGGAAAGUGUACGAGUUUAGGCUGUGAUGGUUACCUGGGAUCAGAAAGGGUGAUGGACAUAUGUGGAGUGUGUGGAGGGGACAACACAACCUGCCAGCUGGUCUCUGGACUCUUCCAACACAGUUUGUCUAAGAUCGGCUAUCACAAGAUCGUGGAGAUCCCUGAGGGGGCCACCAAGAUCAACGUCACAGAGAUGUUGAAGAGCCGGAACUACCUAGCUCUCCGAAGCCGAUCGGGGCGAUCCAUCAUCAAUGGAAACUGGGCUAUUGACCGACCAGGGAAGUACGAAGGAGGGGGGACCAUGUUCACCUACCGGCGUCCUAAUGAAAUCAGCAGCACAGCUGGGGAGUCCUUCCUCGCUGAAGGGCCCACCAAUGAGAUCUUGGAUGUUUAUAUGAUCUUCCAGCAGCCGAACCCUGGUGUUCAUUACGAGUACAUUCUCCCCUCUGAGAAUGCAGUGGGGCCUCAGCAACCAAACCACAGAACAGAAGGGAACACUGUGACAGAGCCAGGGUCACAUGACCACCACAGCAACACUCACCAGGAAACCUUUGACACAGCAGGUGGAGAGAGGAUUCCUCCUCCUCCUCCUCCUCUCCCCGACAACCAGGUGCCAACUCGUCAGAGGGACUACAACUGGAAACUGGCCGGUGUCACGGAGUGCAGCGCCUCCUGUGGUAAAGGAUUCAGAUACUCCGUCUUUCAGUGCGUCCACCGACUGAACCAUGUCCAGGUGUCGGAUGCUUUGUGCGACAGCAGCAGCAGGCCGUCUCCGCAGGAAGAGGCUUGCAACCUGCAGCCCUGUCCAGCAUUCUGGGACAUUGGAGAGUGGUCAGAAUGCAGCAAGACCUGUGGCCUGGGCAUGCAACAUCGACAGGUUCUGUGUCGCCAGGUGUACGCGAACCGUACCCUCAACGUCCACACGAGCCACUGCCGACACCUGGAGCAGCCAGAAACUGCCAGCACCUGCCAGCUGAAGAUCUGCAGCGAGUGGCAGACCCGCACCGACUGGACUUCUUGCUCUGUGCCGUGUGGGCUGGGUCAAAGGUCAAGGGAGGUACGCUGCGUCAGCAACGUGGGCGACUUUGUGCCAGAUGAGGAAUGCAACAUGAAUCUGCGGCCCGUCGAUGUAGAGAACUGUGACAUGGGAGCCUGCGCCAAGAGCUGGUUUUACACUGAAUGGGGCAACACGUGCUCUGCUGAAUGUGGGAUGGGUGUUCGGACGAGGGGAGUCCUCUGCCUGACCAACCACGUCGGCAGCCUUCCUCUGGAGGGUUGUGGCAACGAGCAGCCCCCAGAUUCUCAGGUCUGCAACAACGGCCCCUGUGAGAAUCGCAUCGAGUGGUUCACUGGCCCCUGGAGCCAGUGCUCUGCAGAGUGUGGUGCAGGCAGCCAGCAGAGGUCAGUGGUGUGUCUGAUGAGGUCAGAUGAAGGGUUCGCCAUCAUGCCCCUGUAUGAGUGCUCCUCCCUGGAGCGACCCCUCAGCCAGCAGAGCUGCAACCUGAAAGCCUGUGGAGCAAAGUGGUACCACACUGACUGGAGUGCUUGUUCAAAAACAUGUGAGGGAGGUUUCCGUGUGCGGGAGGUGCGCUGCCUGUCAGACGACAUGCAGUCCAGCGAGGGCUGUGACGAGCUGCUGCGACCGGCAGAGAAGGAGGACUGCAACCCAGAGCCCUGUAUACCCUACAUAGAUGACAACUGCAAGGACAAGUACUUCAACUGCAACGUGGUGGUCCAGGCUCGCCUCUGCGUGUACGAUUACUACAAGAUGACGUGCUGCGCUUCGUGCUCGCUAGAGGCCCACAAACAGUCAAUGAAUCGGGGCCGCAGUUAGCACUUUUUUUAUUUUUUUACAAGUGUACCUCAGCGCCAUGUCGGGCCAGACUUGGUACCUGCUGUAGAGGCACUCUGGUCCUGUGUCAGCCAGGGAAGUGGACUGGCUGGAUAUUGCCUAAAAAGGACAUGUGUUUUGUUUGCCAAGGAUGGAAACUAAAAGGAGCAUUUCUGCCCGGCUCGGUUGGAGACAGCGAUCGGAGGAAAGGCAUAUCUCAGAACAGUAAAGGACGGACACCCAGUAGGCAGCAGAUAAAACGAGACCUGGUGAGGGUGGGAAAGAAACCUAGAAAAAUGGAUUUUUGGAUUUUAAUGGCCUCUUUUCAGAAUUGUCUGUUGUUUCAUGGGGAGCAGUUUGCAGCCAGCUUUACUGAAAAGGCUCUUGAAGUGGAUUACCAAUGAAGAGGAGAGCGUCUGUCAAAAGACGAACACGGACUACAUGUCGCCUCUGAAUGCGCUCUUUACAAUUCUCCGCUUUAUGACUCGACGUCAUUUGAAAGUUGGUCCGGUCUCACCCGUUAUCAACUCUUUAACGCCCACUUUGUUGACCAAAGAUAUGACACCUCCUACUGUGCCUCUAACCCUCCACGGUGCUGAUGGUGUGUCCUUUACACGGAGACAAAUAACAGACAUUUGAAUCCUUGUUUGCAGGUUGCUUAAGCAAUCAGAGAGAGACCUCAUGUGUAUGCAGCCUUUGUAAUAUGUUUGUAUAUAUGUAUGUAUGUAAGGCAAAUUAAAUGAUAAAGGUCUUUAAUAAGAGUUCUCAGUCAUCUCAGCAAUUGAAAAGAAAAAAGAACCCUCUUUAUUUAUUCGUGUGGCACCCUGCGGAGGACACUGUGGCCCCUUCUUGGUGGCAGGGAUAAAAACCUUUGUUGCAUUUCUCCACCAAUCACAGCCUCUGAACAGAAUGUAGGCAUUCCACUGCCUGUGUGAUCGUACAAGCAGAUGGUCAGAAAUCUCACAGAAGCAGCAGCAGUGAACACAAACCACAUAUAUCCUUUGUUCUGUGGGAUACGAUCAUUCCACCGUAAACCGUAAUCCUAAUAUAGAAUUAUGCAUUAAAUACGAUUAAUAUGUGUAAAGAUAAUACAUCAGGGCAGUAGUUACUUCUGAUGACCUGAUGUAGUUGUAAUAUAUAUAUAUAUAUAUACAGUGUAUGUGAGAUUGACAUGAUUAGUAAACCCUUGUGUCUAACAACUAAAAAAAAACUACGCACAGUACCUCUCACACGUCCGGCCUUUUGUUGUAUUGAAGCUGUUUUAAGUUCCCUCCAAACUUUAAUGACUUACCUCUGAUCCAUAAGUACUGUAUACUGUAUGUAUCAAUGUUCGAGCUCAGACUGACUCGGGCAAACAUUUGAAGUCAGUCUCUGAGGGAUGCUGUCAUUCUCAAUGUGCCAUCAUCACAGUGGUUCAGUAUUCAACGCUUGACUGGAGUGAACGAAACACCCUGAAGCCUUUAUUUUAAAUUGUAUGUUUUCCAGCGGUCGAAUCUUGUGUUUUGUUCUGGAGAUUUCACGAUAUAAAUAAAUUUACUAAUUAUUUGUACACGUUA
Molecule: messenger RNA, 4900 nt
Organism: Solea solea (common sole)
Lineage: Eukaryota; Metazoa; Chordata; Actinopteri; Pleuronectiformes; Soleidae
Product: thrombospondin type-1 domain-containing protein 4-like
Exons: 18
Coding region: 429-3347 (972 amino acids)
Biological process (GO): extracellular matrix organization
Cellular component (GO): extracellular matrix
Molecular function (GO): metalloendopeptidase activity
Source: RefSeq, a predicted model, not a curated record